UAGGGCUGCCCCAUAGAUCCCACUCCGACACCCCCCAUUAAAUCUAUAGGGCUGCCCCAUAGUUCCCCGCUCUGUCCCAUUUCGGUGCCUCUGUCCCUUUAAGACCCCCCCCACCCCGUCGCAUCCCGCGUGACGUCACCUCCACCGCGAGCCAAUGAGCGUCCAGGUUGACCUCACCACACCCCUUCCUCCUGAUUGGCCGACACCCCCUUUACGUCGCGUCACACCGCUCCACCUGAUUGGCCAACGCACUUUACGUCACAACAGGCGCGUCCUAAAAGCCGCGUUCUGAUUGGCUGGAGGUGAAAGGUGUCCGUUCCCGCUGUGACCCCCCCCCGAAUCCCCCCCCAACAACCGCCCAGCUCGGUCCAUGAGGGCCCCGCUCACAGGUUCGUCGCUCGGGGAUGGCAGCGGUGGAGGUAUCGGACCCGGCUCACAGCCGGUCCCUGUUGUUGGAGCUGAACCAACAACGGCUCCGGGGUCAGUUCUGCGACGUCACCCUCAUCGCCGGCGACACCAAAUUCCGGGCCCAUCAAAACGUAUUGGCCGCCUGUAGCCCCUAUUUCAGACAGGCCUUAGGGGAGGCCGCCUGUUGUCGGCAGGUGACGGUGUUGGAGCUGCCCGGGGUACAGGCAACGGUGUUGGCCGACGUCCUCAACUUCAUCUACAACGCUCAGCUGGCUGUGCCGUCUGCGGACGUAGCCCAUGAGUUGGGGGCUGUAGGACGACGGUUGGGUAUCGCCACCCUACAAGGGCUGGAGGGUCAAGAGAAGGUUGGUUGGAGUCCUCCAACAGUCGGAGACAUCAACAUUGACAACAACGGGACUGUCACUAUUGAUGGCAAUAAAGGAACGGCUGUAGCCCAUGAGUUGGGGGCUGUAGGCCGACAGUUGGGUAUCACCACCCUACAAGGGCUGGAGGAUCAACAGAAGGUUGGUUGGAGUCCUCCAACAGUCGGAGACGUCAACGUUGACAACAAAGAAGGACCAGCUGUAGCCCAUAAGUUGGGGGCUGUAGGCCAACGGUUGGGUAUCGCCACCCUACAAGGGCUGAAGGAUCAACAGAAGGUUGGUUGGAGUCCUCCAACAGUCGGAGACAUCAACAUUGACAACAACGGGACUGUCACCAUUGAUGGCAAUAAAGGAACGGCUGUAGCCCAUGAGUUGGGGGCUGUAGGCCAACGGUUGGGUAUCACCACCCCACAAGGGCUGGAGGAUCAACAGAAGGUUGGUUGGAGUCCUCCAACAGUCGGAAACAACAUUGACAGCAACAUCUCCAUUGACAACAACGGGACUGUCACCAUUGAUGGUAACGAAGGAACGGCUGUAGCCCAUAAGUUGGGGGCUGUAGGCCGACAGUUGGGUAUCACCACCCUACAAGGACUGGAGGGUCAGCAGAAGGUUGGUUGGAGUCCUCCAACAGUCGGAGACGUCUCCAUUGACAACAACGUCUCCAUUGACAACAACGGGACUGUCACCAUUGAUGGUAACAAAGGAACGGCUGUAGCCCAUAAGUUGGGGGCUGUAGGCCGACAGUUGGGUAUCACCACCCUACAAGGGUUGGAGGGUCAGCAGAAGGUUGGUUGGAGUCCUCCAACAGUCGGAGACGUCAACACUGACAACAAAGAAGGACCAGCUGUAGCCCAUAAGUUGGGGGCUGUAGGCCGACGGUUGGGUAUCACCACCCUACAAGGGCUGGAGGAUCAACAGAAGGUUGGCUGGAGUCCUCCAACAGUCGGAGACGUCUCCAUUGACAACAACGUCUCCAUUGACAACAACGGGACUGUCACCAUUGAUGGUAACGAAGGAGCAGCUGUAGCCCAUGAGUUGGGGGCUGUAGGCCGACAGUUGGGUAUCACCACCCUACAAGGGUUGGAGGGUCAACAGAAGGUUGGUUGGAGUCCUCCAACAGUCGGAGACGUCACCACUGACAACAGCGUCUCCAUUGACACCAACGUCUCCAUUAACAACAAAGAAGGACCAGCUGUAGCCCAUGAGUUGGGGGCUGUAGGCCGACAGUUGGGUAUCACCACCCUACAAGGGCUGGAGGAUCAACAGAAGGUUGGUUGGAGUCCUCCAACAGUCGGAGACAUCACCAUUGACAACAACGUCUCCAUUGACACCAAUGACGGACCAGCGGCCCCGGUUGACCUGUCGACGUGCGGCUGUCGGCCCGGUGAGGUGACGGGGACGGGGUCAGCGCAGCCACCAACAGCAGAGGCUGCGGUUGUGUCGCCGGGUGUAACGUCACCGGGUGUCACCUCAUUGGGUGUCACAUCACCGGGUGUCACCUCAUUGGGUGUUACUUCACCAGGUGUAGCCUCAUUGGGCGUCACAUCGCCGGGUGUCACCUCAUUGGGUGUCACAUCGCCGGGUAUAGCCUCAUUGGGUGUAGCAUCGCCGGGUGUCACCUCAUUGGGUGUCACAUCGCCGGGUGUAGCCUCAUUGGGUGUCACAUCACCAGGUGUAGCCUCAUUGGGUGUUACUUCACCAGGUGUAGCCUCAUUGGGUGUCACAUCACUGGCUGCCACCUCAUUGGGUGUAGCGCCACCGGGUGUAGCAUCGCUGGGUGUCACCUCAUUGGCUGUAGCCUCACCAGGUGUCGCCUCAUUGGGUGUCACCUCAUUGGGUGCCACCUCAUUGGGUGUAGCACCUCCGGGUGUAGCCUCAUUGGCUGUAGCCUCGCCGGGUGUAGCCACACCGGGUGUAGCCUCAUUGGGUGUCACCUCAUUGGGUGUCACCUCAUUGGCUGUAGCCUCACCGGGUGUAGCCUCAUUGGGUGUCACCUCAUUGGGCGUCACCUCAUUGGGUGUAUCCUCAUUGGGUGUCACCUCAUUGGGUGUAUCCUCACCAGGUGUCGCCUCAUUGGGCGUCACCUCAUUGGGCGUCACCUCAUUGGGUGUCACCCCAUUGGGUGUCACCUCCCCAGGUGUAGCCCUAUUGGGUGUCCCCUCCCCAGGGUUGUCCUCCCCCGGUGUAGCAUCCCCCGUCUCCACCUCCCCGUCCCAUUUACGAUGUGGGUUGUGCGGCCGGGUGUUCGGCACCGCCGCAGCCCUGGGGUUACACACCAAACUACACCGCGCCCGGCGCGGUUUGGCCUGUCGGCAUUGUGGGAAGAGCUUCAUCCACGUCAAGAGGCUCCAGACACACGAGGUGUUGUGUGAGAAGGAGGGGGGGGACGUGGACGGCGCCGCCGGCACAACCGGGAUCGAUACAAACAGAAUGGAUACAACCGGAAUCGAUGAUGGACCAACCGGGAUGGAUGGUAAAACCGGGAUUGAUGGUGGUAGAACUGGGAUUGAUGGUGGUAGAACCAGAAUGGAUGGUACAAUCGGGAUUGAUGAUGGUAGAACUGGAAUUGAUGAUGGUAGAACCGGAAUUGAUACAACCGGAAUUGAUGGUAGAACCGGAAUCAAUGGUAGAACCAGAAUCAAUGAUGGUACAACCAGAAUUGAUACAACCGGAAUCGAUGGUAGAACCAGAAUCGAUGGUAGAACCAGAAUUGAUGGUGGUAGAACCAGAAUCAAUGAUGGUACUACCAGAAUUGAUGAUACAACCGGAAUCAACGAUGAUCCAACCGGAAUCGAUGAUUGUACAACCAGAAUCAAUGAUGGUCCAGCCAGAAUCAAUGAUGAUCCAACCAGAAUCAAUGAUGGUCCAGCCAGAAUUGAUGGUAGAACCGGAAUUGAUACAACCGGAAUCAAUACAACCGGGAUUGAUGGUCCAACCACAACGGUGCCGCCGACACCGCCACAAGCACCGCCAACCCCCCAACCUCCAAGCAAGAAAGCCUUGCUCUUAAGGCACCGAGCGUUGGAGGUGGCCGAGAUGGAGCGCGUUGAACCAACGUCCGUCGGUGCCGAAGGGGACAAGCGUGGCACGGUGUAUCUGUGCGCCGUGUGUCAACGCUCCUACGUCACCUUAUCCAGCUUAAAGAGACACGCCAACGUGCACUCGUGGCGCCGGCAGUACCCGUGUCGGUACUGCGACAAGGUGUUUGCGUUGGCCGAGUAUCGCACCAAACACGAGGUCUGGCAUACGGGCGAGCGCCGCUAUCAGUGCGUCUUCUGUUGGGACACCUUCGUCACCUAUUACAGCCUCAAGGCUCAUCAAAAGGCUCUACACGGCAUCAACCCCGGCCUCAUCGCCUCCGAAAAGACCCCAAAUGGGGGAUAUAGGCCCAAACUCAACGCCCUCAAGCUCUACCGGCUGUUGCCGAUGCGGGCGCACAAGCGGCCGUAUAAGACCUACAGCCAGAGCUUGAUGGGUGACGACCUCCAACAACAACCGGCUGCUUUUGUCACCCCACAACCAGAGCCGGCCUCGGUUAUCGCCUAUGGGAGACCCUCGGCCUAUGGGAGACCCUCGGCCUAUGGGAGACCCCCAGCUUCCGUCAUUGUCCACAGCGGUGCCGCAACAGCCGCAGCCACAGCCACAACCACCACAACCACCACCGUCAUCGCCUACAAUGGCACGACCAUCCAACCCAACUCUCCACCAAUGAAGCCAAUGAAGAAGCAAGUGUUGCUCGACUACUACGAGGCCCAACGCGCGGCGGCGGCGACGACGGCGACGGUCACCGACCCGGUUCCGGUGACGCCAACACCCGGCGUAACCACAAGCACCGGCCGUACCAUGACCUACGUAGCCAAACCGGCUUAUGUGGGGAGCGGUGGGGAGAGCCGGGCCGCCCCGUUGUGCCAAAUCACCGUCCGCAUCGGGGAGGAGGCCAUCGUCAAACGACGCAUCUCCGAGACCGACCUCCGCCUACAGCCAGACGGCGUCACCGCCACCACAACCGGAGCCGUGUCCUCGUCAUCGCCGUCAUUGAGACCACGGGACAGCGCCGAGGAGGACAGUGAUGGCGAGGACAGGUUGUGGCGGCCAUAUUACAGCUACAAACCCAAGAGGAAAGCCAACGGCGGUAACAACACCGCCACCAAAGGGAGGAAGGCGACAAGAUGGCGGCGGCCGCUGAAGGCUCUGAGAUGGGGGGGGGAUGGG
Messenger RNA from Coturnix japonica (Japanese quail), 5003 nucleotides. The record is from RefSeq and is a predicted model, not a curated record. Lineage: Eukaryota; Metazoa; Chordata; Aves; Galliformes; Phasianidae.